Cetraspora pellucida is the source of this 1332-nucleotide messenger RNA. The record is from the annotation of a GenBank genome assembly. Lineage: Eukaryota; Fungi; Glomeromycota; Glomeromycetes; Diversisporales; Gigasporaceae.
AUGUCACAAACACGAUGCACUCUUUCUGAAACCACCCUUCGACGUGCUAUCAAAAAUGAUGGUCCCCUCACUCGUCUGGGCCGUGCCAAAAUCCUAACUAACUAUGAGGAAGAACAGCUUGUAGGUUACUGCUUGAACAUGCAGAAGCUUGGCUUUGGGUUAACAAAAUCUGGUGUGAACCAGUGCGUUAUGGAUAUCAUUCAUCAAGACAGAAGGCCCUAUCCUUUUGAUGAAAAUGGACCAGGGCAAAAAUGGUGGCAGCGCUUUAUGAAAGAUCAUCUGGAACUUUCAUUUCAUGUUCCACAAGCCCUAAAUGAAGCCCAUGCACAAAGGGCAAACCCUAAUAUCAUUAAAGAUCACUUUGAGAAACUUCAGAAAAUCAUCCAAGAAUACUCACUUUCUGCUGACCGAAUUUGGAAUAUAGCUCCAAAAAGUUAUAGCAAAGAAAGGAGCACAUCAGGUUCAUCAGGUCUUCUGAAUGGUGCACCUGUUGGCUCUGUCAUGGGGUUCACUGAAACAGGAUACAUGCGAGAGAGCCUGUUUCAAAAAUACAUUGAACAUUUUGUUAGUUCAAUUCCACCUGUGUGCCCUGUUUUGUUAAUUCUGGACGGUCAUAAAAGUCACAUCAACUAUCCUAGUGUCAACUAUUGCUAUGAGUACAACAUACUUCUCUAUGCGCUACCCCCUCAUACUACUCACAUUUUACAGCCAUCUGAAUUACCAUUUGCUAUACUAAAAAAAAUAUAUGAUAAUGAAUGUGAAAAGUUUGGAGUUAAUUAUGGGGGUAAGCUUGUGACAAAGCAUAUGUUUGCUAAGGCAUUAGGGCCAGCCUAUAUUACAACCUAUACACCUACUGCCAUAUGUAAUGCCUUCAAGUCUACUGAAAUUUGGCCAUUCAAUCCCAAUGCCAUUAGUCCAGAUUCUUUGUCGUCACAAUCUUCACAAUCUUCAGAGUUGAACUCAGGUUAUACAUGCCCCACCGAACCAGACCCUACAAAAGAACAACUAGCAUUAGAAGUCGAGUUGCUAAAAAAAAAGGUUAAAAUAUUAGAAGAAGAACUUGAAACCUUUAAAAGACCUGGUACAAGUUCUUUGAAGUUAGUGCUUAAAUAUCCCUUGCGACAUAAUUUGAAACCGGCCAAAGAUCUGGAAGUUGACGAAGAACAAUCUGAACCAAGGUUGCCAGAAAGGAAAAAAAGGAAGACUAUGCCCUUCUCUCAACUUCUUACAAAUGAAAAGUCCUUACAACAAUUGAAGGAGGCGGAGGAAGAAGCCGAAAAAGUAGCCAACGAAAAGCAACGUAAAAAAGAGAUGGCUGCCCAAAAACGAAUC